Molecule: messenger RNA, 7385 nt
Organism: Maylandia zebra (zebra mbuna)
Lineage: Eukaryota; Metazoa; Chordata; Actinopteri; Cichliformes; Cichlidae
Source: RefSeq, a predicted model, not a curated record
CCCGGCGCAGCGGCGAGGAGCACAACAGUCCUCUCUAACAAAUGAAAGGAUGGGGGGCACCAGCGGCAGCAGCAGCUGAGUUCAGUCAAACUGGAUCGGGGGCCGAGGGGGCACAGCAACUUUCUUCUCACUCCUGGGUGACUUUUCUUGGAUUUAUUUCCCGCUCCACAACAAUAUGCCAUUUGCCAAAAGAAUAGUGGAACCCCAGUUACUGUGCAGGUAUCAAGUCCCAAACGAGGAGGGUCUGGUUUUCGAGGAUCUGGUCUCCAUCAGUAAUGUGGCUCUAUCUCGGACCUUGCGGCAGCUGUCGGACCUGGCCAAACAUGCCUACUCCAUAUUCCAGGAGCUGGAAAACGAGCUCACAACCACCAACCAGCGGGUCCGGGGGCUCCAGGGCAGGAUCGGCCAACUUCAACAGACCUGCUCCGAGCUGGACCCCAAACAGGAGGCAGUGCCGGUAUCUAACCUGGAUGUGGAGAGUAAGCUGACAGCACACUACCAAGCUCCCUGGCAUCAGCAGAGGAACGUUUUCCAUCCCUCUACGCGGCCAGAAUGUGUGGAAGAGCUCCACAGGCAAGCCAAAACCAGCCUGUGGGCCCUGCACCGAGAUCACCGGAGGAGACGAUCGGGCAGCAGGGAGCGGAGAGUUACCAUCGCAAUCUCGCCGGUGCCCCCAAUGCCGAUGUGUCCCCCCCCUCAGAGGGGAACAAAUUUAACAACGGAGCCAGAGAGGCAUUUUAGAGAUGCAACGACACAGUUAGCACAGUUCGAAUCCACCCGCUCCUCCUCCCCUACCGAAUGUUGCCACUUCUCUCCCUGGAGCAGAAAGGCUGCGCCCUCUGACCCCGACUCUGACGGGGUGGCUCUAGGUCACCGGUCUAAGUUUCCCAUCCCUAACAUCCCCUCCACCCUGGACAAGCAGACUAACUGGUCUAAAGCUCUGCCGCUGCCCACUCCAGAAGAGAGAAUGAAAAGCAAUUCCCAAGUCAUCACCUCAUGUGUCAUCCCCAUUAAUGUGACCGGGGUUGGCUUUGACAGAGAUGCUAGUGUGCGUUGCUCGCUCGUUCACUCGCAGUCUUUGCUUCAGAGGAGACGGAAGCUGAGGAGACGGAGGACUGUUGCCGGCGUUCCGAGACAGGUGCAGCGAGACUUAGAUUCUGAUGACUCUCCUGGCUCCAGAGAGCGGACAGUGAUAGUUCACGCCAGUGCAGAUAUCACCCCUUCCAUGCAAGAGUUUGCCAGCCAUCUCAACACCAGAGACUCGGGUUGUCAGACAGAAGACUUUUUGAUCUCAGGAGCACCAUCUCGAAGGAGGAUCAGGCUCCAGAGAGGCCAGGGAGUCUCCCUCUCCCUCUCACAUUCUGCAGGAAACAUCUCCUCCCUCCCUGAGACCUCGGACGCCAUGUUCAGUGCCUCCGUUGGAGCACACCUGCGUUCUCGGAGUCUGCCCCGAGACACCAGCCGAAUGUUGGACAACGGACAUAACGACAGCGACGAUGAGGAGGACCUUUCCCCCUUCGACACUGAGGGGUUUCUGACUGGCUCUAGGAAGUUGACUCUGAAGGAUGAAGAGGAGAGUACUGAUGACCAGGCCAUGUCUGAACACCAGCUAGGAAGCCUUAAGUACAAGCAGCUGUCACAGAGUCCGGAGCGCAGCUGGAUGGAACGGACCAGAUCUCACCUGCCUAGAAAAGCUGACAUGGGCAGCUGUGAGAUCUCAUCUAGCUCGGACACCUUCAGCAGCCCUAUGCACUCCAUCUCUGCUGCAGCAGUGCUGGGAGGCCAGAUAGACCAUAAGGAGGACCACCAGUCCUCCAGCGGGAACUGGAGCGGGAGCAGUUCCACAUGCCCCUCCCAGACAUCAGAAACAAUCCCUCCUGCCGCAUCUCCACCUCUGACCGGCUCCUCCCACUGUGACUCUGAGCUCUCUUUAAACGCUGCCACUCAUACUAACGAUGACCAGACAGGCUUCUUGCUGGACCACUAUCAGGGCCUCAGGACCCAAAGAGCAGGCUCCUUCUCCUCCACAGCUAUGGACAUAUUAGAAGAAGUUGGUGUCAGCAAUCCCAUCGAGGGGGAGUGGAGUUACCCCAAUCCAGAGCCUCCGGGGUCACAGGGCUUCAGCCCCGAGCCAAGCAGAGAGGCUGAGAGCAGUCUGGGCUGCCCCAGUUUCACCAGUAUGGCUACCUGUGAGAGCAGCUUCUCCGACAAACCACCGUCAGAGAAAGCAGACACCGUCUCACACUACUCUGUGGACAACGAAGGUUACUACACCUCCAUGCACUUUGACUGCGGCUUGAAAGGUAGCCAAAGCUUCACUUAUAAUAACUAUGCACCCUCAGGCACUGACUGUGGCCUGUCAGACUCAAGUGGUCACAUGACACUGGGAAGACGCUGCCUCUCCUUAAAAAAACCAAAGGUGAAGCCAUCGCCACCUAAGAGGAGCUCCUCCUUAAGGAAAAUAUGCAGUGAGGGAAACAUCCCUAUUAAGAAAGAACCAAAGAUUACAUGUGGGCAGCAACUUCAUCUGUCUGCAAAGGAGAGGAAACUGCAGCUGGCUUUGUCUGGCUCUCUGGCUCACACUGAAAACUCCUCACUGGUCAGAGAAACCCGGGUAGGCUGGGGGGUUGAGGGCUCAGCUGAUCUACCCGACUUAGUCUCCACAGAUACACAUUCAUUUAAGGAUGAGGGGGUUUUGCAGUCAGACUAUGCAGAUCUGUGGCUCCUGAAUGAUUUGAAAUCCACAGAUCCUUACCGAUCGUUGUCAAACUCCAGCACAGCUACAGGUACGACGGUUAUUGAAUGCAUCAAGUCACAGGAUAGCUCUGAGUCGCAGACGUCCCAGUCUGGCUCCAGAGCUACCACCCCUUCACUUCCAUCAGUCGAGGAAGAUUUCAAGCUCAUAUCCCCAGAGAAGUUGGCAGGCCUGGCAAGCCCAUCCAGUGGCUACUCCAGUCAAUCAGAAACACCCACCUCCUCAUUUCCCUCUACCUUUUUCCCUGGGCCACUGUCUCCAUCAAGUGGUAAAAGGAAGCCCAAAGUCCCAGAGAGGAAGUCCUCUCUCUCAUCACUUUCACUUCAGUCACUGUCCUCUAGGGAUGGUGCAACCUCAAAGAGAGAUCUGGAGCUGCCAAUUAUCCCUCCCUCUCAUCUCGACUUAAGUGCCCUUCACAGCGUCAACAACAAGGCGACAGCUUACAAGACCCAGAUGCAAAUCCUUCACCAAAACAAACAAAAAGCAGCAGUGUCAGCCAAGCCUAUAGUACCUCACAACCCAGAGGUAUUCAACGCCUAUUGCCUGUCCAUUACGCCCACGGUGCUGAACUCAGUACACCUCCGAUCGAUCAGUAAGGAGCAGCAUGAAAAUCACACCACUUCCAAAUUCCAAUAUCCCACUGUGAACUCACCUAGCAAACUUUCCACUAGUAAAUCUUUAGAGCUUAAGAGUCCCGCACUGUACAACUCACACCACCAUCAUCUUCACCUAUCCUCAAAGGAGUCAGGUGUGUUUACCUCAAAUGAAGAGCUUACAAGUGGAAGGUCAGCAUGUGAGACUGAGACAAGGAACGAGCCGGAGCAAGAGGCUCCUGCAAAGUGUGUGACAACAGUCAGGCUCCAGUCAGACUCAUGUUUGAACCAGAAAGGUCCAGAAGUCCCCGAACAAACCAGAAGUCAAGAAAGAGAGACCUGUAGAGAGCUGCCAGAAACACCUGCCUGCCUCGGAGACUUCAGCUCACAGUCUGAGACUUUACAGCAACAGCACUGUGAAGAAGAAGAAGAGGCGUAUCCUCCUCCUCCUCCUCCUGUCCUACACAGUUCCCCCAAUAGACCCAGCAGUCAGGAUAAAGUGCCUGCUACUGACAGUCAGUUGGAGACGCUGCAAAGCAGUCCAAUCAGCAAUGAAGACAGCAAAGAAAUGGAUUCAUUGGGCGAGUCAUCCGAAUGCAUCUCACAGGAAAGCAAGGAGUCCAUGCCAGACAUGGAGGACUAUUUUAGUAAAGACUCCACUCUCAGUGACAGCACUCUGUCCUCAGUGCAUGAUGAGUCAAGGCCAGAGGAUGACACCGUGUUUCUGUCCCCCACUAAGUCUCGCACCACUGAGGAUUUAUUCGCUAUGAUACACAGGUCUAAAAGGAAAGUGUUGGGGAGAAAAGACUCUGCCGAGUUGGGUGUGAGGAAUCGCCUCGGUGGCGCUUCGGGGAACACGCCACCUAACAGCACUGCAAGCUCCCCUAUCUCUGUGGCAUCACCUUCCUCCGCUGUGACCCCACCUGGCCUGCACAGAGUCCCCGGUCCCAUUUAUAGGAAUGCAAAAAAGUCCAGCACCUCCAACGAGGAGUUCAAACUACUGCUGCUUAAGAAAGGAAGCCGCUCCGACACUAGUUACCGCAUGUCAGCUACAGAGAUCCUCAAGAGUCCCAUCACCCCUAAAUCACUUGGAGACACUCUAAUGGAGUCACCCAUACACCCCGACGACAACACCUUCCCUCAGCAGCAGCCCCAAUCAGGACAAGACCACCUUUCCAGCCCCUACUUGAAAACCAACGCAGAGGGCUUUUCACCGAAAUCCUUCCAUACAUCUGCGGCCUCAAGGCAGGGACGCUCCAGGAUCCCACCACCUGCCAACAGCAGCCGCUACAGCAUGCGCAGCAGGCUGUACUCAACACCCAUGCAGGCCAUCUCUGAGGGUGAGACAGAGAACUCGGAUGGGAGCCCUCAUGACGACCACUCAUCGCAGGGCUCCACAUAAAAAAAAAGCAAUAAUUAAGUAAUUUUAUUAGUUUACAGCAAACAGACAAACAAAAAAAGAUGGACCAGAAUGAGGAGAGAAGGAGAGAAAAUUAGACGAACGUGAACAUUUUUUAAAGAAAAUCAUAAAUUUAGUAAUUGAUGGUGUUUUAUACAGACUGCAUUUCUAAGAAAACAUCUUUAUGAAAUGAACAGUUGGCUCUUGUUUUGCGUCUGCAUUAUAUGGAAAAAUAUGAUUUACAAACCGGAAAAUCUUCUCAGUUCUAAAUUUAAACGGGGACCUAUUUUUCUUUUCUUUCUUUUCUAUCAUAUAUGUAUGGAAUUUUGACUUAUUAACUCAAAAUUUUAAGAAAAGUAACUCCAAAUUUAGAGUUAGCUUUGCCAAUCAGUAAUCUACGUGAAUGACGUCAUUUUCUUGUUAACCAGAAGGAUAUGGCGAGUUACUAACUCAAAAUUUUGAAGAAAAGUAAGUCAAAAUGUAAAGUUACUUUUUGAGAAAGAUAACUCGAAAUUUGGAGUUAUGAAUACUUUUUUUUUUUGUGGCGGAAACAGGCUUCCAUAUAUAUGUGAUGCUCAUAGCAACACAUGGCCAGAGUUCAAGGUAUAAUAAUGAGGUCAGUGCACCUAAAAGUAAUCUUUUUUGACCUAAAACUCUGUCAGAAUUAAUGGAGAUCCCCAGUAUGGUCAGAGGCGGUACCAUCCCAUAUAAAAUAAAUAAGCAUUAUUAUGAACUGUGAAUCACUCUAAGCUACUCUAGAGUCUGCAAAUAAAAGUAUGGAGCUGGAAAUGAGUUUAAUAGCUGUUCUGUUAGUUUAAGGCACAUUUCCCAAAGUCUUGUAGACCCAACCCAACAACGUAACGUUUUUAGAAAUAAGCAAGAGAAGUUGAUCUGUUAUAAUUAACCGUAUGUAUUCUGUGAAUACAAUUAGACGGACAUUUCCUCUAACCAGUUACAUCGAAUGAUUUUAAUACCCUCAAAAUGAACAUCAGAAUUGACAAAUGUCAACAUUCAGUCCCUAUUCAUAUUUCCUGUAAACAGAAUUGAUACUAUGUAUAUUUUACUCAGUUUGUCAUAUACUAAAUUAUAUCAAAGCUUAUUAUUAGAAUAUUUUAACAUACUGUACAUAUAGCAAGAAAUGGUAGACGUAAUUAUUGGUGAGACAGGAAGUGUCAAAGCCGAGCACUAACUUGACAAUCUCGUGAGACAAGAAAGGAGCAGGUGUUAACAUGGGACAUGAAAAAGUGAUCAAAAAGUUCGAGGCAGGGAACUCGGAGAGCUGGAAAAGAAUGCUGAAGUCAUAAAGAAAAACUUACCAAUGGUCAUUUCUGGUUUGCUGACAUGAUGUGUUUAUGCAUUGUCGAAAGAGGCAAGUGGAAAGUACUCAGAGGAUCAAAUAUGCCUUAUUUUAUCCAACAGGAGAAAAUAUGUGAUGAAGCAGCUGAGGUCACAGCAAGUUGAGUGUUUUUGUGAGAUUUUUGAUUGUAUGGUUAAAUAUGGAGCCGGGUUAUUAAGUCUCUUGAAAAGAGAAAUGUCUGGAUUUGGCAUUUUCUGCCCCUCAAUAUUCAAAAAAAUAUAACUUCUAUAUUUUCUGUCUCAAACCAAUCUAAAUAUAUUUAUUUUUAUAACAUACACAAAAAACCUUUGAUCAAAAAUAUGCAAUGAAGUGCUGGAAUUUUUAUUUUUUAUUCACAUACUUAUUUUGUUCAUAAGAGAUGUGUUUUAGAUCUUAUACGAGACACUGGUUACAGAGACAAAUUGGAAACUUAAUUAUAAAAUUUCAUUAAAAAUGUAAUUAAAUGCCAAAAAUAUAAAUGUAAGGUUUUGGUUGUAACCCUGGUAUAUUUUAGUCCCAUGUAUUCACCAUAAUUUUAUAAGUACAUGGAGCUUAUUGGAGUGAUGGUACUCAAACAUUAUGCAAAACUGGCAGAAGCCUUGUUCUUCCCUGUAGGUAUGCUGUCAAUACCCUUUUAAUUUUCAUAUUAAUAACACUAUAUAACAGGGUACACAAUGAGUUAAGUCUGUGAACCUUCAUUCCAACUUUUUUGUUUUUUUCCUGCACUGACAAAAUGAUGUUUGUGAAGUUUUUUUGUCUCUUGCUGUACCUGGAGAUAUUUAUAGAUGUGUACAUGCAGCUGUUUCCCUUAAUAAUAUUCACACCCCGAGGAUGCUUUAGGAGUGAAGUACAGGAAUGCUUCUACCAAAGGCUAAAAACAUGUGGUGGCAUUGAACUGGUGUCGUUUACUUGACUGAAAUGUUCUUGAAAACAAACCAAUAAUAAAGAACUAAACUUACGGUACUAGAUGCAUUUCAUCUAGAUACAGACCAACCUCUGUAUACAGUACUUGUAGGUUUUAGUGGGGUUUUUUGUACAAACUUGUAAAUUAAAUAACGUUUUAGAAUUGUUACAAAGGUUGUUGAAUUGCUUCUUAUGUAAAAUAAAAAAACAUGUUUUUAAAGUUUACAUUAAUUUCAGACCUUUGUAUAUUUUUGAGCUGUGGAACACGUUGUCUUGUAUUUAUUUUUUAGUAAGCAUUCUUGAAAUCCCAUAGUAAAUCCUAUCAAAGCCAACUGCUAGCACAACAGGCUGCUUAGCAAAUGUGUAUAAAAAGAUGAAUAAAUGUGACUGCUUUGAAAA